AUGAGAGCCUGUGCACGGUUACUGGCUACCGCGACAGAUGCGGGCGCAUCGAGGCCCUUCAAGCCGGCACCUGCUGCCUUGUUGCCACCAAUACCACUUUAUCGACGUCUGCUACGCUCGCAUAGGAAAAGGCUAGGCGUGGAGGAGCGAUUACUUGGGGACAUGUACGUCAAGGCCGAGUUCAGGGCACACAGGGACGUCGAGAACCCUGUGCAAAUAAUUGGGUUUCUGUCGGAAUGGCAAACAUACUGCCAAAUGCUAGAGGGAGACUCGUGGAAGGAAGCCAAGAUGGACAAAGCUAAGAUUGACAAGAUGAGCGACCAACAAAUUGGUCAGCUCUAUGAGCUCAUGCAACAGAUCAAGAACCAAGCUCAGGAAGAUGCUGAUGCCGAAGAAAAGCGCGUGACAGAAUUGCUCGACAAGAAGCCUUCGACCGAACAGUGA
Messenger RNA from Alternaria postmessia, 444 nucleotides. RefSeq lists its product as uncharacterized. Gene Ontology annotation, biological process: mitochondrial respiratory chain complex II assembly; succinate metabolic process. The transcript has 3 exons. The coding region runs from base 1 to 444 and encodes 147 amino acids. The record is from RefSeq and is a predicted model, not a curated record. Gene Ontology annotation, cellular component: mitochondrion; mitochondrial intermembrane space. NCBI's taxonomy places the organism in Eukaryota, Fungi, Ascomycota, Dothideomycetes, Pleosporales, Pleosporaceae.